Molecule: messenger RNA, 852 nt
Organism: Quercus lobata
Lineage: Eukaryota; Viridiplantae; Streptophyta; Magnoliopsida; Fagales; Fagaceae
Exons: 1
Coding region: 1-852 (283 amino acids)
Source: RefSeq, a predicted model, not a curated record
AUGGCGGGAGAACCCUCGAAGCGCGAUCAGAACCUUUAUUGCCAAUACCACCAAGACCAUGGCCACACUAUAGAGAACUGCAAGAACCUCUGGAACCACCUAGACCAACUGGUCCAGGAAGGGAAGCUGAAACACCUUCUGCAUCAUUCCAGUGGUCAUCAAAGCCAUCAAGAGGCCAGAAGGGAUGCUGCCCUAAGGCCACCUGCGGGAACGAUCAGCGUAAUCGUGGUCGUGCCAGGGAGAACGGGCAUGCGCCUUGCACGAGUGUUAUUGAUGGCUCAACUGCCCGCCAAGGAGUCCCAACCAGGGCUGAAGAGGGCCAGGAUGAGCUUUUGUCCCAUUUUGAGCUUUUCAGAGGAAGAUAAGAUCGGGACCAUCCAACCCCAUGACGAUGCACUGCUAAUCACCCUCCAAAUCGGGGACUACGAUGUGAAAAGAGUAAUGGUGGAUGGCGGCAGUGCGGCUGAGGUUAUGUACCUUGACCUAUAUAAGGGGUUGAGGUUAAAGCCGGAGGACUUGAUGCCUUACAACUCCCCUCUGAUGAGCUUCGACAGGAAGCUUAUCACUCCAAUGGGCAUGAUUAGGCUGCCCAUCCGGAUCGGCCCGAAAAUAGUGGAGGUGAACUUCAUCGUGGUGGACACCUACUCUCCCUAUACAGCUAUUGUCGGUAGGCCUUGGCUCCAUACCCUACGGGUUGUUACUUCCUCGUUGCACCAAAAGGUGAAGGUCCCGUCAGGAAAACAAGUCCUGGAAAUCCAUGGUUGCCAACCCACAGCGAGGCAAUGCGUGGUAGCAGUCAUCUCACAUCAGCUCGACGCGGAGUCCUUGGCCUCCGCCGAAGAAAAUUUAUAG